Messenger RNA from Globicephala melas (long-finned pilot whale), 3884 nucleotides. It is a transcript of the gene ZNF185, whose product is annotated as zinc finger protein 185 with LIM domain. Lineage: Eukaryota; Metazoa; Chordata; Mammalia; Artiodactyla; Delphinidae. The record is from RefSeq and is a predicted model, not a curated record.
GCCCCGCGCCCGCCCGACCCUCCGCCCGCCCCGCGAGCUGGGCACCUGUGCCAGGAGCCCUGUUGAAUCCACCGAGAAGGGACGUUCAGAGCAAACACCAUGAGUAUCUCAGCUCUUGGAGGAGGCAGCAAAGGGAAGCCUCUCCCACCAGGCGAGGAGGAACGCAAUAAUGUCCUCAAGCAGAUGAAGGUUCGGACCACGCUGAAGGGGGACAAGAGCUGGAUCACCAAGCAGGAUGAAUCGGAGAGCCACACCCUCGAGCUGCCCUCGGGCCGGAGUCGUGCCAUAUCUUUUUCUUCAGCUGGGGAGGUCCCGAAGGCCAGGCCGCCGAGCGCGAGGGCUCCCACCGGCUAUAUCAUCCGGGGAGUGUUCACCAAGCCUGUAGACAGCUCGUCUCAGCCCCAGCAGCACUUACCCAAGGCCAACGGAGCUCCAAAACGCGCUGCCGGGCCUCCCCGCCCCUCCUCCUCUGGCUACAGGAUGACCACAGAGGAUUACAAGAAGCUGGCACCCUACAACGUCAGGCGCAGCUCAGCGUCAGGGGCUGCUGAAGACGAGGAGGUGCCCUUCUCUUCUGAUGAGCAGAAACGGAGGUCAGAGGCUGCCAGCAGUGUGGUGAGGAAGACAGCUCCCCGGGAGCAUUCCUACGUCCUGUCGGCGGCCAAGAAGAGUGCCAGCCUCGCCCAGGAGACACAGGCCCCGUUCAUCGCAAAGAGGAUUGAGGUGGUGGAUGAGGACGGGCCUUCCAAGAAAAGCCAGGACCCACCUGCUCUGGCGCGAUCCCCUCCCGGCUCGAGCAGGUCUUCCCCAGGCUCCAAGGACAACGAAGCCUCCAACCCCAGAGAGCCCAAGAGAGACUUGACUGGUGAAAGGGCCUUCAAGGGCCUUGGUGCAGACUCUGAAAGAUCAAGCGAUGGCAAUGUGGGAUCCGGAGCCACGGGCUCCACACCUGAAGGCUUGGCUGGAGCAGACAUCAGCUCUGGGAGAGGAGGCUCUGGUGCCACUUCUCCCUCUGCUGUCCUGGCUGGCAGGAAGAGCAACAGCCCGGCACACCUGGAGGACAUGGAGACGGACCCAAAGGGUACCUCGGCUGAUUUUGAGGAGGAGAAUGUGGUCACCCAGGUGGGAGACGCCUGGCAGGGGAGGCCUGGAGCCCAGCAAGAUGACCGGGGAGACCCAGCUGCACCCACCCAUAAGCCGGCAGAUCCCAGCAGCCCCGAGCAGCAGAGCAGCCCCAGGAAUCCUGACCAGCACCUGGAAGUGGACAACCAGGCCAGCAGGGCGAGGAACCCCUCAAGCUGUAUGGUCACUGUUACUGUCACUGCCACCUCUGAGCAGCCUCAGGUUUACGUGCCAGGCUCCCCAAGUGAAUUGGAGUCUAACUCAACCAGCAAAGGGAUUCUCUUUAUGAAGGAGUACGUGAAUGCUGGUGAGGUAUCUUCCGGGAAGCCACUGUCUUCAUUCUACAGCAGCGUCAGCAGCAUUGAGGACUCACACAACAUGGAGAAGACACUCCCACAUGACAGUACUCCAUACUCUGAGAGAACAAGUGGAGGGGUCUGUACUUACUGCAACCAGGAGAUCGGAGACUGUCCAAAGAUUACCUUGGAACAUCUCGGCCUUUGCUGCCAUGACUAUUGCUUUAAGUGUGGGAUCUGCAGUAAACCGAUGGGUGAGCUUCUGGAUCAGAUCUUCAUUCACCGCGACACCAUCCACUGUGGGAAAUGCUAUGAGAAGCUCUUCUAGCUCCUCCAGGCUAAGAAGAAGCUGAUAACUCCUGGACAAGUUUGACUGUCCCCACGAGCCCCAAGUUGCUGACUCCUCUUCCCUCACUUCCUCUCUCCUCCAUGUGACUGCUUCACGUUUUUGCUCUUCUUAAGUUGAACUUGCUUACGUCCAGUAGCAUAUCUUAAUGAUGUUAUGAUAAUUACUUGUGUGUGUAGCUUUUUAGAGCUUAGAAAGCACUUCCCAUCCAUUAUGUUACUUCCGGCUCAAGCAAAGAGGAUUGAACAGUAAUUCCAUUUUGGCUUCCCUCAGACUGAUCGGCUUCCUGAUGCGUUUAGGUGGCCUGGUGCGAUAGUCACGGACAAGAGCGUGGGGUGCGGUGCAUCCUGACUCUUGGGACAGAGAGCAAAUCACAUUCUGGUUCACAGCUCUGAGUGUACCUUUGGAACUUGACAGAAGAAGCAGACCUCCUGAAGCUUCUGAGGGGUUAAAGACUGUUGACGAUCCCUGGUGGGUAAAUUGCAGACGCUGAAUGCUAGGGAUUGACAUAGGCUAAAGUUCAGCUUGUCUAUUUGCCAUAUAUAUUUUUUAAACUUUCCGUAUACUUUUACAACUAGUUAGUUGCUUUUGAUUGAGUUAUAUAGCAGAUUUUAAUGACCUCCUACCUACCUACCUUUCAGUGUAGUUGCGUUUUGUGCUGCAGGCAUGUGGACGUGUAUUAGAAAGUUUACACGUUAGGUUUAAAUUCUAUAGGAUGUGAUUCUUAAGAGGCUACUGACCAAAGGGGCAUCUGUGUCUGAACCUUGCUGAUUAAUACCUUUGCCCUCAGUGUCCGAUCCCUAAACUUUACACAGAAAUCCCCUAAAGCAAGUUGUAGGGUCUAUAGACUCCAGCAGGAUUAUGAAGGGAGAAAAUCAGCUAACAUCUCUUGAGGCCUUACUGCGUACCAGGCAUUAUCACAAGGUGGUGGCAUUAAUCCCCAUGCUAAUCGUGUACAGAGGGUGUUCUUCUCCGCAGUUCGCAAGUGAGGACGUUGAGGCUCGGGGAGGCGGUCAUUGCGUUGUGCACAGCGCACCCAUGUAACGCUCUCUAGCACCCAUGCCCUCUCCAGUAACAGUAAUGCUGAGUAUAUGUGAAGCACUGUGUGGAGGUGACACCCGGACGCACACUUUUACAAAGAGGGGAAGGUGGGGAAUUGCACCCCUCCUCUGGGCAUCCUGGGUCCCCAUAAAAUACCAGAAGGGCCAAACUGGCCCUCUCACCUCCCUUUUCCAUGAAAACACUUCUGAACUGAAAUACUCUCAGCUGGGAACAGAUUUGACUCACAGACCUUCCCAAAGACGAGCUUGUCAACCCAGGGGAAGCUCCAGUAGGCUAGCGGAUCUGGGCACAGGGCCCUCAGUGACCUCCCAUCUUCCAGUCCAGACUCUGUCCCAUGCUAGUGGCAACUACUGAGACCCCAGGUACUUGGAACAGGGAUACCUGUCGGCCAGCUGGACAGAUGCAGGCCCAUUCAUGCAGUCAGCUGAUGCUCUGCUCAGGUUUGACUGGGCCCCUCUGCCUUUGGGACCAGCAUCGCUGUGUAAGUUCCUCGAAAGGACAACCUGACAGUUUUUAUGAUGAAAAAUGAGGGCGUUUUCUCUUGGUUUAAUUAGAAAGUGCCUCUCCAUCUCUCUCCAGUUUCUGAGCCCUGUGCACGUUGGCUGGUGGACUUCUUCUUCCUGCCAAAUGAGCAGAGAGGAAUGUUCCAUUUAUUUCCAUAGAUGUGCGUCAGAUUUGCUGUGGAGUGGAAAACUGGCCAUGUACUCGCACAAAACAUGAGCUGGUUUUCCUCAGGACGGUAGGGACUGACACGUAGGUGCUGAAUGAAUGAGUGAAAGGGAAAGAAAGGUCGUGCCUUUGGGUGGGAGGCAGCACCCCUGAGUCUUGGCAGGAUCAAGAGGUGCCAGAUAGGCUGGCUUCCCUGCCUUCUAGUACACUCUGCCUUUAAGAGAGUUUUAGAACCAACAUGCAAGAUAUUGACUCCAAUCUGAAAAAGUCUCUUUCAUGUUUAAAUGGCACAGAAUUCUUUCGCUUCUUUUUAUUUGCCUAGAAUUUUUAAUCAUACUUGCUUAACUCAUUAAUGUACACAAUUAUAAUAAAUGGUAAGAUAUUUCAUG